Molecule: messenger RNA, 1307 nt
Organism: Eremomyces bilateralis CBS 781.70
Lineage: Eukaryota; Fungi; Ascomycota; Dothideomycetes; Eremomycetales; Eremomycetaceae
Exons: 6
Coding region: 265-981 (238 amino acids)
Molecular function (GO): transmembrane monodehydroascorbate reductase activity
Source: RefSeq, a predicted model, not a curated record
CACAAUCUGGACUCCGAAGUAAUAAUACAGGUAAAUAAGUUAACAUGAAGUUAGUCUGGGGAAGCUCCUAGACAUGGAUUUGGCACCUCUCAUGGGAUGUCGUCAGUAGCUCCUUGCAUCACCACUGCUGACAAUUGCACCUUGGAAUCCGUUUGCUCUGCUUUUCAUUCAAUACACUGCUUUUUGCUUUCUCUACAUGUUGUUUUGACCUUUGAGCCGUCGCAAUUCUAGCUAUCGGCCGUAUAUCAUAACCGUUACCUGAAAAUGUCAUCCGAAGCGCCCACAGAGUCCGGUCAUGGUGAGCAGGAACCGCUGCUCGGCAGAACCGGAGAUGCCUCACAAGUCGAUGGCAAGCCCUUGGUACAUAAUCUGGUUCUCGGAACCGCCAUUGUAGGACAAUUUGGCAUCUGGAUCCAGGCUGCUAUUGUUUGGUCCGCAGUGUUUUCAAACGAUCUGAUCUUGUUUUCCGCCCAUCCGCUAUUGAAUACUGCCGGCUUGGUGCUACUGACACAAGGAGCCUUGAUCCUGCAGCCGACACAUACCCCAUCUCAGAAGAAGCGAGGAACUUACGUACAUGGCUUUCUCAACAACCUGGGUGUUGAUUGCCUCAUUGCAGGUCUCGUCAUCAUUGAGGUCAACAAGUACAAGAACGGUAUCCCGCAUUUCGAGUCGGCCCAUUCCAUCUUGGGCUUCAUCACAUAUGUCCUCAUGUUUCUCCAGGCGAUCGUCGGGUUCCUCCAAUACUUUACUCCGACGGUAUUCGGAGGUGAGGCGAAAGCCAAGGCUGUCUACAAGUAUCACCGGAUAUCUGGGUAUCUCGUCUUCACGCUAGCUCUUGCUACUGUAUGCGCGGCGACUCAGACGUCCUAUAAUCGGUCGGUGCUCUUUAUUCCGUUGUGGACUGUGAUCGUUGCAUCGGUGAUUACGUUGAUGGGGGUCGUUCCGAGGAUCAAGAAGGAGAAGCUUGGGAUCUCGAGUUGAAAGAUAGGAUGGUAUUUGGCGAUGGAUGGACAGAUGGUACACAUGAGUGAACGAAGACGAUUGCCUUAAUUUCUAACACAGAGGAGAUGGAGCCGAAGGUGAUUAGGGUUUAGAGGGGAGGGUCUUGUACCUGGUCGAAAAUGAAAGGAUCCAUGGAAGAUCUGCAAGCUUCGAAACCGGUAGCAUCUCCGGUUGAUACUCGAGAUAGGAGGUUCUUGGCUUCUUGCGGUACCUAUCACGCUAUCUAGACACGACAUGCGGAGGAUCUGUAUCUCAGAUAGAGAAUGCCAGAACUAGCAUCUAGACUAUUAUAUUCAUUCAUUUCG